GGAGCCUCUUAUUUGAAAGGGAAGUUGUGAAGUCGCUCAUUCAAAGUCCGGGGGAGCGACCUGGGAAGCGGAAUUCGGGGCCUGAACCUCCGUGCCUUGACCAACCGAUUGUUUGUUCCCCUUGCAGACCCUGCCUUCCUCUCAGUCCACACUCAGCCGUAGACGUCGGGUUUCCAGCUCCGUCUGUGCGCACAUAACUCCAGGAAGCCGCUAGCUCCCGACGAUGUCUUCUGUCAAGUUAUGGCCUACUGGUGCGUCGUUUCCUCUGGUGAGCCGUGAAGAACUGAAGAAGCUGGAGUUUGUGGGCAAAGGAGGGUUCGGAGUCGUGUUCCGGGCACACCACAGAAAAUGGAACCAUGAUGUAGCAGUCAAGAUCGUGAACUCGAAGAAGAUAUCCAGGGAGGUGAAGGCUAUGGUUAAUCUUCGUAAUGAGAACGUUCUGCUCCUGCUGGGGGUCACUGAGGACCUCCAGUGGGACUUCGUGUCCGGGCAGGCUCUGGUGACAAGAUUCAUGGAGAACGGCUCCCUCGCAGGGCUGCUGCAACCUGAGUGCCCUCGGCCCUGGCCACUCCUCUGUCGCCUGCUGCAGGAAGUGGCGCUGGGGAUGUGUUACCUACACAGCUUGAACCCUCCGCUCCUGCACCGGGACCUCAAGCCCUCUAACAUUCUGCUGGACCCAGAGCUCCACGCCAAGCUAGCAGAUUUUGGCCUGUCCACGUUUCAGGGAGGGUCCCAGUCAGGGUCAGGAUCAGGAUCCAGGGACUCUGGGGGCACCCUAGCUUACUUGGACCCAGAGCUGUUGGUUAAUGUCAACCUGAAGGCUUCUAAAGCGAGUGAUGUCUACAGCUUUGGAAUCCUCACGUGGGCAGUGCUGGCUGGCAGAGAAGCUGAGUUGGUAGACAAGACUUCACUAAUCCGGGAAACAGUGUGUGACAGGCAGAGUCGUCCUCCACUGACAGAGCUGCCUCCAGACAGCCCUGAGACUCCCGGCUUGGAAAGACUGAAGGAGUUAAUGAUUCUUUGCUGGGGUUCCCAGUCCAAAAGCAGGCCAUCCUUCCAGGACUGCGAACCAAAAACCAAUGAAGUUUACAAUCUGGUAAAGGACAAGGUAGAUGCUGCUGUCUCCGAGGUAAAGCAUUAUCUGUCUCAGCACAGAAGCAGCGGCAGAAACUUGUCUGCCAAAGAGCCAAGCCAAAGAGGCACAGAAAUGGAUUGCCCGAGGGAAACCAUGGUUUUUGAAAUGCUGGACCGCCUGCAUUUGGAGGAACCCUCCCGACCAGUUCCUGGAAAAUGCAUAAACCUUUCUGAGAGGCCAGCACAGGACACAUCAGUUGGGCAUGCCACACCAGCAAGGACAUCUUCUGACCCCAUGGCUGGCACUCCCCAGAUUCCACAUACUUUACCCUUCAGAGGCACAACACCCAGGCCAGUCUUUACUGAGACUCCCGGUCCUCACCCCCAAAGGAAUCAGGGAGAUGGAAGACACGGCACUCCUUGGUAUUCCUGGACCCCACCGAAUCCAACGACAGGGCCACCGUCUCUUAUCUUCAACAACUGUUCUGAAGUGCAGAUUGGAAACUACAACUCCUUGGUAGUACCACCAAGAACUGCCUUGCCCAAUUAUGACCCAGCACAGUUCGGCAGGGGUAGGGGAAGGCAGCCCUUCCACAAGUAGACUUCAGAGAAUCACUGCAAGAGCCGGAAGUGUACCAUUCAGGCAGCGUGGCAAUAAAAAUUACGUUCUAAUCAACCUGGACUGGCUAAGACAAUCCUUGCCACUUCCUGAAGCUCACAACAUUCUGUGAAGACAGUUGGACCUACACCCAAACUGACAUUUGAUCUAUCUCCUUAAAGUCAAUAAACAUAGUAUGUUAACUAUGA
This is a messenger RNA of Mus caroli (Ryukyu mouse), 1881 nucleotides long. RefSeq names its product receptor interacting serine/threonine kinase 3 (gene Ripk3). NCBI's taxonomy places the organism in Eukaryota, Metazoa, Chordata, Mammalia, Rodentia, Muridae. Gene Ontology annotation, molecular function: JUN kinase kinase kinase activity; ATP binding. Gene Ontology annotation, biological process: protein phosphorylation. The record is from RefSeq and is a predicted model, not a curated record.